Myotis daubentonii (Daubenton's bat) is the source of this 1534-nucleotide messenger RNA. It is a transcript of the gene COMMD10, whose product is annotated as COMM domain containing 10. The record is from RefSeq and is a predicted model, not a curated record. Lineage: Eukaryota; Metazoa; Chordata; Mammalia; Chiroptera; Vespertilionidae.
UCCGCUCCGCCCGGCGCUGUCCCCGACCUCGGACCCGAGAGAGGCGCCCCCACGCCGGGCGGUCCGCAGCCCUGGCCCGUGUCAGCACCCUCCCCUCCCGCGGGCAUAGACCCAGGCCGGGGUGGGGGCUGCUAGCAUGGUGCAGUCAGAAUUUGCAUGAAAAAAGCAGUGUCGCUGAUAAAUGCAAUAGAUAUAGGAAGAUUUCCACGAUUGCUCACCCGAAUUCUUCAAAAACUGCACCUGAAGGCUGAGAACAGUUUCAGUGAAGAAGAGGAAGAAAAACUUCAAGCUGCAUUUUCUCUAGAGAAACAAGAUCUUCACCUAGUUCUUGAAACAAUAUCAUUCAUUUUAGAACAGGCAGUAUAUCACAAUGUGAAGCCUGCAGCUUUCCAGCAGCAGUUAGAGAACAUUCAUCUUGCACAAGACAAAGCAGAAGCAUUUGUCAAUACUUGGUCUUCCAUGGGUCAAGAAACAGUCGAAAAAUUCAGGCAGAGGAUUCUCGCUCCCCACAAGCUAGAGACGGUUGGAUGGCAGCUUAACCUUCAGAUGGCCCACUCUGCUCAAGCAAAACUAAAAUCUCCUCAAGCUGUAUUACAGCUAGGAGUGAGCAAUGAAGAUUCAAAGAAUCUGGAGAAAGUUCUUGUGGAAUUCAAUCACAAGGAGUUGUUUGAUUUCUAUAACAAGCUAGAGACCAUCCAGGCACAGCUGGAUUCUCUUACCUGAUGUUCCUGAAGACUGCUUUCCCCAUCACACUCCUGCCACUUCAUCAUUUUGCUUUGAAGACAGACUGCCAGGUUGUGUUUUAUGAAGGAUUCAGUAGUUUUCUUCUUGUAAAUUAUAUGGUUUAUCACUUCUUAGACAAAUAGUAGCUAAAGGAAAUAAUUUUCUGAGGACUAAGAUUCUAAUAUACAUUCUCUAGUUCCAUGAGCCAACAGCAAGCAAGCAAUUGUUAAGAAUACUCUUGCUUUCAAAAAAACAAAAGUGAACACCAUAUUGUUUUUACUGCCCUAUUUUUUCUUUAUUGCCCACAUGCAUUUUUUACAUACUUGAUGAUACCUAUAGGUAUCAAGGAGGGUCCAUGGAUAUAAAGUAUACUGUGUACCGUAGAAUACAGAACUCAACAAUUACAUUGAUAAAAAUAAGAAAGCCGCCCCAUGCAAUCAAUACAUUACAGUAUUUUUCCUGAAUAGAAUGAGUAUACUUUGCUUUGUAAAUAAUAUAGGAAAGAAAUUAAAAAUAGAGCUGGUAGUAGUUAUCCAGAGAUUCCAGUGUGAGCUUCUCUACACACUUUUACUUUUUCUCUGAGUUUAAUGAUUUAAUAACAGUUCUUUCUACUGCAGAUAGUAGAACUAAUUAUUCAUUUAAUAAUGAUUCAUUUCAUAAUGUGGGAGACAGAUUCAGAUCAUGAAGAAAAAGAAUUGUAAUGAGUGCUGAAGGGGUAUCCUUAAAAUUUCAAAACAGCUUUUACAUUCUUUUUCUGUAAAUAUGUUAAUUCAUUUCAUUCAAUAAAAUGUUUGUCUCAGAAGUAGUUGAA